AUGGCAGCCCCCUCUAAAGACGUCGAGGCCGUGGGCAAGGAUGUCCAUGAGCAUGAGGAGUGUCCCAAGGAUAACUUGUACAAUGAUAGCACGGCUGUCGUUGACCACGCUGCCGAGCGCAGCUUGUGCUUCAAGUUUGAUAUUCGUAUCCUGCCAGUUUUGGCGGUUAUGUACCUAUUUAAUGCCCUUGAUAAAGGCAAUCUCAGCAACGCUCAAACCAAUGGUCUCAGCAAAAAUCUUCACUUCAAGGACGGCCAAUACAACCUCGUCGUAUCCAUCUUCUUCGUGCCCUUCGUCAUCUUCGCACCCCCCUUCGCCAUGUUGGGCAAGAAGUAUGGCCCAGCUCGCGCCCUACCCGUCAUGAUGUUCACCUUUGGUUCCAUGACUCUCUUCACCGCUGCCUGUCAAAACUUUAGCGGCAUCUUUGCCGUCCGAUGGUUCCUCGGUAUGGCGGAAGCUGCCUUCUUCCCCAUGGUUAUUUACUACCUGACGACCUUUUACCGACGAGGUGAACUGGCCAGACGACUGGCUGUGUUUUAUGCCGCUUCAAACAUUGCCAAUGCCUUUAGUGGACUGCUCGCUUUUGGUGUGUUCCACAUCAAGUCGAGCAUGUACGCCUGGCGCUAUCUCUUCUUGAUCGAAGGAUCAGUAACCGUUCUCUUUGCCAUCUUUGCCUACUGGUACUUGCCACGAAGCGCAGCCGAGGCCAAGUUCCUCAAUGAAGAUGAGAAGUCUCUUGCCUUCCACCGUAUUCAGGUCGACUCGUCCUCCGUGGUCUCUGAGAAGUUCAGCUUCAAAGAAGCCUUGCAGAUCUUCAAGUACCCUUCGUCCUAUGCUUUCCUCGCCAUCGAAGUCUGUCUUGGUGUGCCACUCCAGUCCGUGGCCCUGUUCUUGCCCCAAAUCAUCCAGCGACUCGGCUACUCAACCGUCAAGACCAACCUGUACACCGUCGCACCAAACGUUACCGGCGCGGCCAUGUUGAUUGUCCUGGCGUUUGCGUCUGAUUUUACUCGCAUCCGAUUCCCGUUUAUCAUGCUCGGCUACGCAUUUACAUUCACUGGAUUCAUUAUCUACGCUGCCAUUUCUGAUGUUCAUGCCCAAAUCCAAGUUGCCUACUUUGCCACCUUCAUGAUGUGCUGGGGCACUUCUGCGCCGUCAGUCCUCCUCUCAACAUGGUACAACAACAACAUUGCUCACGAGGGUCGCCGUGUUACCCUAACAUCCGUCGGUGUGCCUUUGGCAAACGUCAUGGGUCUUGUGGCCAGCAAUAUCUUCCAGGAGCAUGACGCCCCCAAGUACCUGCCAGCGCUCAUCACUGCGGCCUGCUUUGGUGCUACUGGAGCCCUCAUUACGGGUCUUUUGGGACUUUACAUGAUCUUUGACAACAAGAGACGUGACCGUAAGGCCGGGGUCAAGGUCAAGGCUCGAGAUGUGCCAACUCUCAAGUUGCGCGAUGGUCCCAAUUCACCUGAGUUUAGAUGGUAUUUGUAA
Messenger RNA from Pochonia chlamydosporia 170, 1491 nucleotides. RefSeq names its product MFS transporter. The transcript has 3 exons. The record is from RefSeq and is a predicted model, not a curated record. Gene Ontology annotation, molecular function: transmembrane transporter activity. Gene Ontology annotation, biological process: transmembrane transport. Gene Ontology annotation, cellular component: membrane. The coding region runs from base 1 to 1491 and encodes 496 amino acids. NCBI's taxonomy places the organism in Eukaryota, Fungi, Ascomycota, Sordariomycetes, Hypocreales, Clavicipitaceae.